AGUCCGCCAUGUUCUCCGCCAUCCGCUCUGCCCGCACCUGCGCCCGCCCGCUCGCCCGCCAGCUGCAUGCCUCGGCGCCAAGGACCGCCUACUCCAACUUCCUCAUGCCCGCCAUGUCGCCGACCAUGACCGAGGGCGGCAUCAGCGAGUGGAAGGUCAAGGAGGGCGACGCGUUCGAGGCCGGCGCUGUUCUCCUCACCAUCGAGACCGACAAGGCCUCGAUCGACGUCGAGGCGCAGGACGACGGCAUCAUGGGCAAGAUCCUCGAGAAUGACGGUGCCGCAGGCGUUCCCGUCGGCAAGCUCAUCGCUGUCCUCGCCGAGGAGGGCGACGACCUGUCCAACAUCGAGAUCCCGUCGCAGGAAGACGCCGCCGCCGCCACGUCGUCGUCCGCGCCUUCGCCUGCCGACUCGAAGCCCGAAGCGGGCCCGACCUCGGCCGCCCCCUCCGACGCGCCGAACCCUUCCCCCGCCACUCCCUCCCCGACCCCGUCCGCGAUCCAUGCCCACCCUCAGCACUCGAAGCCGCUCCUGCCCUCGGUCUUGCGCCUGCUCGCGCUCGCCGGCAUCACGGACGCGAGCGCCAUCAAGGCGACGGGCCACCACGGCAUGCUCACCAAGGGCGACGUGCUCGCCCACACGGGCGCCAUCACGAGCGCGAGGGGGUCGCUCCCCAAGGACAAGCCCGACCACGCCCACCCGGCGCACGACUACACCCCGACGCCCAAGGACGUCAAGCACCCGGUCGAGGUCCUCCUCGACGGCCCGGCCAUCCGCCGCCUCGUCGCAGCCGGCCUCGGUUCGUCGUCGGCCGUGCCCAAGCCCACCUUCAAGGAGGUCCCCGUCUUCUCGUUCGACUCGAUCCUCGACGAUUACCUCCCGCCCUCGCGCCGCUCGACCUCGUCCUCUUCCUCCCCCUCGGCACCUGCCCCUCCUCCUCCCGUCGCCCGCAAGAGCGCGUUCGACGACAUCCUCGGCCUGUAGACGUCCCCCUCCCUUUCUCUCUCUUUCUCUUUCCCCUCUCGAGGUUUCUGUGAGACGGUCGCUCGGACCGUGUGCGGGGCUGUGACAUAGACUUUUCCGUUCCUCUCGCCUC
Molecule: messenger RNA, 1095 nt
Organism: Rhodotorula graminis WP1
Lineage: Eukaryota; Fungi; Basidiomycota; Microbotryomycetes; Sporidiobolales; Sporidiobolaceae
Exons: 6
Coding region: 9-983 (324 amino acids)
Biological process (GO): pyruvate decarboxylation to acetyl-CoA
Cellular component (GO): pyruvate dehydrogenase complex
Molecular function (GO): dihydrolipoyllysine-residue acetyltransferase activity
Source: RefSeq, a predicted model, not a curated record